AUGCCCUGGGCCAGUAUCAUCCGCGCGCUGUCCCCUUGUGGUCAUGGUGGCAGGGAUACCUCAUCUCUUGUUGCUGGUCAUCAUUCCAUAUGCAAUGAGCUGGAUAGGAUGAAAGCGUCUUCCCUAAAUCUGAAGACUUCGGUAAUCGGUGUGAAAACAUUGACUUUGGGAGCCUUGUCGAGGCUCUCUAAGGACAGAGGCCACAUCGAUGUGGUGGAUGUGUUCGACCCAAAUCGAGCUCAGCUUGCAGGAUAUGCCGUAGAACUCUUUUCCGCAAGCGGUCUCAGGCGGCACUUACUUGGACAUUUUAUACAAGGCACGAACUUUGAGCCUCGGUACUUCAACCGUUCAGGUCUCUACAGGAGCAUUCCUAUACCAUUUGGAGAGAACUUCAGGAAUCUCAGAUUCGAGCCGUUCAUCCAUCCGCCAUCCGGGCCGGGAGAAGGUCUGCGGUCUGCGGACAGGGCUUACUUCUUGGUCAAGGGGAAGACCCGUGUCACAAGAGGAGAGAAAAACAAAAGAGGAAGAAGCAUAAAGGGGCGUGGAACGAUGGUUUGGGCCAUCGGAGAGGUCAAACAGCGCGAAGCUGCCACAGUCGAGGUUGUAAAGCUCUCUGGCAGCUAAUCGCGGAGGUUGAGCUGCUGAAAUUCAUGAGGCAAAAAGGCGUUAAGUGCUAAUGUCUGAAAUGUUCAACCA
This is a messenger RNA of Cantharellus anzutake, 696 nucleotides long. RefSeq lists its product as uncharacterized. The record is from RefSeq and is a predicted model, not a curated record. Lineage: Eukaryota; Fungi; Basidiomycota; Agaricomycetes; Cantharellales; Hydnaceae. Bases 1 to 624 code for a protein of 207 amino acids. The transcript is spliced from 7 exons.